UUCCCCUCUCUUUUGACCACUAACUAUUGUUGAUGUGCUUGUUUAUGAGGAAAAAGGCAAAAAGGAAAACGGAGCGGACGCUCCUUGUAAAAGAGGAGCGGGCGCUCCUGAACGUCCCUGUACAUGACAAAGCAAACCAGAAAGUUGGAGCUAGGAGGGAGCCACCAAGGAGCUGGAGCUCCUAGCAUGAGGAGCAAAGGAGCGGGAGCUCUCAAGGAAACAGGAGCGGGCGCUCCUUUAUGCGUUGAGGAUGGCAAAGGAGGGCAGAAACUUUGGAGCUACCAUUGAGCAAGCGCUCCUUGGAGCACAUUAUACAAGGAGCGGGCGCUCCUUUAUAUUUAGGAGCGGGCGCUCCUCACCUGCUGGGCAGCCACUUUUGUUGGCAGAAACUUUGGAGCGACCCAGGAGCUACCAAAGAGCUCCCGCUCCAUCGCCUCAUUUUGUUAGGAGCGAGCGCUCCUGUUUUACAAGGAGCGGGCGCUCCUUGUUAAUUUCGCGAUAUGUUUAUGUUAAACGCUGAUUUUAGCCUCGUUUUUGUGGGGAUAUAAAUACCUUUUUCACUUAAUGACGAAUUAACUUUAAUUCCAGUAAAUCAUUUUUAGAGAGUUCUUAGCUUAAUCUAGUGAGAGAAAGUAAGGUUCUAGAGAGAGAAAGUAGAUUUCCAUGGUUUUGUAGCUUGGAUUAUGACAAAAAUUAUGGUUUUUAUGCAAGAUCUUCAUUUCUUCUUCAUGGUUUAACUUUGUAUGCCAAGUGGACGUGCCUUUCCUUUGACUCCAUAUAAUCCAGAGUUGGAGAGGACAGUCAAGGCCAUACGACGAGGGCUUAGAGCCGCACGACGAACCCAACAAGCAUCAUCUUCCACUUCGGUCAAUAUUGAGGACUUUGUACACAAAGAAGAAGUUACCACUCCAAGAUCUUCUCAAGGAAGUUCUCCUCACUCUUCUAGAUCAUCAAGUCCUACUACUAGUGAUCGCUCAAUGGCGGAUCCUCCUAGAGACUUGAGAAGCUAUGGUGUUCCGGGUCCUUUUGAGUCAAGAAGCGCCAUAACUCAACCCACUACCCAAGCCAAUGACUUUGAGCUUCGCCCCGCUUUGAUUGGCUUGAUAGAAAUGAAUCAAUUUAGUGGAGCAAAGGAUGAAGAUCCACAAGCUCAUUUGCAAACAUUCACGGACUAUUGUUCUACGGUCAAACACAAUGGUGUCUCUCAAGACUACAUUCGCCUAAGUCUCUUCAAAUUUUCCUUAGCCGGCAAAGCAAAGCAAUGGUUGAAGAAACUUGAGAAUGACUCUUUGGUUACAUGGGCUCAAGUCACUCAAGCUUUCAUUGGCAAAUACUUUCCUCCGGAUAAGAUCGCCGAUAUGCGCUCUCAAAUUAUGACAUUCAAGCAAGAGAGUGAUGAAACAUUACAAGAAGCUUGGGAGAGGUUCAAAGAGUUAUUGAGGAUAUGCCCUCAUCAUGGUUUGAAUGAAGGUCUUACACUCCAUUGUUUCUACCAUGGUCUCACAAAAGCCUCUUAAACAAGUCUUGAUGCGGGUGCCGGUGGUCCAAUCAUGAAGAAGCCUCUAGCGGGUAUAUCCGAUAUUAUUGAUGAUGUGGUGCAAAAUGAUUCGGAUUGGGGACAUGAUCGCAAUGAACGAAGAGGUGGGAGGUACGAUGUGGAGCCCAUCAAUAUGCUCUCUACCAAGCUUGAUGCCUUGGUCACCCAAUUACAAAGGUCAAAUAUGCUUUCCUCUUCCUCUUCUACAUCUCAUCCCCCUCCCAAAUCUCCUAAUGCACCCAUGCAUGCUCAUAAUGUCUCACAUGUCAAUUCUAUGCCGAUGGAUAUUAUGUUUUGUGAUUUGUGUGGUUCAUAUGAACAUUAUGCUAAUCAAUGCUAUUUGAUUGAGACCUCAUCUCCUACUUCCCCUCAAAUGGAACAAAUGAAUGCCUUUCAAAACUAUUCCAAUCCUAGAAGGGACCCAUACUCUAAUACUUUUAACCCGGGUUGGAAAGAUAAUCCUAACUUUAGUUAUCGGGGAAACCAAGGGCAAGGACCUAGCAACCACUACUACCAAAAUCAAGGCCAAUCCCCUUCCCACAUGCAUAACCAAAGACCCCCGGGUAACUACCAAAGUAAUAGACCUCCCUUCAAUCCACCUCCCGGUUUCCAACCUAA
Messenger RNA from Beta vulgaris subsp. vulgaris (sugar beet), 2155 nucleotides. RefSeq lists its product as uncharacterized. The record is from RefSeq and is a predicted model, not a curated record. Lineage: Eukaryota; Viridiplantae; Streptophyta; Magnoliopsida; Caryophyllales; Amaranthaceae. The coding region runs from base 744 to 1517 and encodes 257 amino acids. The transcript has 2 exons.